GAGAAAUUGUGAAGAACACUUAAGGAGAGACAACUAAUUAAUAUAUCAAGAUGGAUAGAAUGGUAAUCAAACCUGCAGCUGUUUGCUCCGAGAAAGAAGACAACGAGAGGAUGCAAAAGGCUGCUUCUACAUUCCACCCCACCCUGUGGGGUGAUUUCUUCGUCGAUUACCAGCCACCAAAUAAAUCUCAGCAUGCAUGCAUGAAAGAAAGGGCUGAGGUGCUGAAAGAAGAAGUUAGGUGCAUGGUAAAGGGCUCAAAGGAAGUAUCUGAGAUACUAGACCUUGUGCUCACACUGCAACGGCUUGGUUUGGAUAGCUACUACAAGACCGAGCUAGAUGAUCUACUGUAUUCCAUUUACAAUUCCGAUUUUGACGAUAAAGAUCUAAACCUAGUUUCCCUUCGAUUUUAUCUUCUAAGGAAGAAUGGCUAUGACGUGUCGUCUGAUAUAUUUCUAUGUUUCAAAGACAAGGAAGGAAGUUUUGCUGCUGAUGAAGUAAGAAGUCUCUUAGGCUUAUAUAAUGCAGCACAUGUAAGGACUCGUGGGGACAAAGUACUUGACGGAGCCAUUGCCUUCACGAAAUCCCACCUUGAAGCUAAAUUGGAACAUUUGAAAUCUCCGUUAAAAGAAGAAGUAUCUUCUGCCCUUGAAACACCCCUUUUUAGGAGGGUUCGAAUAUUAGAAACAAGAAACUAUAUCCCAAUCUAUGAAAAGAUCUCUGGACGAAAUGAGACCAUACUUGAAUUUGCAAAGUUGAAUUUCAACCUACUUCAAUUUCUUUAUUGUGAGGAGCUAAAAAAGAUCACAUUAUGGUGGAAGGAGCUUAAUAUUCAAUCAAAUCUAAGUUUCAUUCGAGAUAGAAUUGUGGAAAUGCAUUUUUGGAUGACAGGAGUAUGCCCUGAAUUCAAUUAUUCUCUGUCACGGAUUAUACUUAUAAAGAUGAUGGCCUAUAUCACUAUAAUAGAUGAUAUAUUUGACACCCAUGGUACAACAGAGGAGAGUAUGAUGCUUGCAGAAGCGAUAUACAAGUGUAAUGAAAGUGCAAUAGUGAGACUUCCAGAAUAUAUGAAGUGUUUUUACUUGUAUUUAUUGAAGACAUUUGACUUGAUUGAAGAGGAACUUGGAACAAGUAACAGUUAUCGUGUAUUUUAUCUCAAAGAGCUGUUAAAGAGGUUAGUUCAAGGAUACUCACAGGAGAUUAAAUGGCGUGAUGAACAUUAUAUCCCAAAAACAGUCGAUGAACAUUUGGAGGUUUCAAGAGCGACUGUUGGAGCUUUUGAGAUAGCAUGUGCUUCCUUUGUGGUAAUGGGUGAUAUCAUAACUAAAGAAACUCUUGAUUGGCUUUUGACAUAUCCGGAGCUUCUCAAGUGUUUCACAACAUUGGCAAGAUUAUCCAACGAUAUAGUUUCAACAAAGCGUGAGCAAAAAGGGGAGCACCAUGUUUCUACUGUGCAAUGUUACAUGUUUCAGCAUGGAACAACAAUGCAUGAUGCAUGUGUGAAGAUAAAGGAGUUGAUUGAAGAUUCAUGGAAGGAUAUAGUAAAAGAAUACCUUACACUACCAACAGAACAACCAAAAAUAGUGGCUGAGACAAUUGUUGAUCUUGCACGAACAGCCGAUUACAUGUAUAAGAAAACAGACUCAUACACUUUUGCGAAUACAAUUAAGGAUAUGGUAGCAUCGUUAUAUGUUAAACCGAUAUAGUUCUGAGCAUUUCAUACAUGUAUAAAAAAUUAUUGGCACUUGUACUAAAUUACAUUAUGUGACAUGGCCUAAUGACCUCUAAAUCUACACCUUAUUGGUAUACUUUCCCUACAUUAAAUCACUACUACUUAAAAAAAAAACUUCAUCUAUGACCUGUUAUGUGUAAUGGCUCAGCUAGAACCGUUUGUAAUGACACAAUCUACAAUGGUUCAAUAUUUCGACAGUUAUAGAUAGAGGUAGAAGCAAACAC
This is a messenger RNA of Oryza sativa Japonica Group (Japanese rice), 1953 nucleotides long. Its product is annotated as beta-sesquiphellandrene synthase. Lineage: Eukaryota; Viridiplantae; Streptophyta; Magnoliopsida; Poales; Poaceae. The record is from RefSeq and is a predicted model, not a curated record. Gene Ontology annotation, biological process: diterpenoid biosynthetic process. Gene Ontology annotation, molecular function: terpene synthase activity; magnesium ion binding.